GUAGUGAUCUAAAGCAAAAGUGGGAGGAUGAGAUGGACAGCAGAAAGACAUUGAAGAGGCAGCAUGCAAGCAACAUUAAGGACCUGACACGCCAGCUGCACCAGAUGCACAAGAGAUUGGAAAGUAUAGAAGGGAAGGGAGAUGCCGGCAGUAUGGGCUCUCGGACUAACUCAAAUGGUAGCCUGAACUCGCCUGAAAAUACCUCGCGACAAUCACUCAACCAUGCUCCAGUGCAGGAGUUUGCAGCCAUCACAGAACAGAUUGAGGUCGACAAGCAAGUUUUGAUAGAGAGGAUUGUCCGUGUGCAGAAAUCACUUGCUCGCAAAACUGAAAAGCUGGAUUUUCUCAGUGAACAUGUUCAACAACUUCUGGAGGACAUCAGGAAGAAGAACAAAAUCAUCCAAAUGUAUGCAUUGAGAGAGGAGUCGGGAACAUUAACAUCAGAUGACAUGGACGCUAACAAGGCACUUCUUUCACGGAAGGGAGGUAUCAUGGCUUCCUUGUACUCAGCACACCAGCAAGAUGGCACCAUGACCUUGGAGCUGUCAUUGCAGAUUAGCCGGAAGCUGCAGGCUGUGUUGGAAGACACACUUCUCAAGAACAUUACAUUGAAGGAAAGUCUGGACACAUUAGGUGAAGAAAUUGCCAGAUUGUCUCAGGAAAACAGGAGAAUGCAGCUGCAUCUGCAGAAACUUGAGGGAACUUUGGCUUGA
Molecule: messenger RNA, 713 nt
Organism: Candidula unifasciata
Lineage: Eukaryota; Metazoa; Mollusca; Gastropoda; Stylommatophora; Geomitridae
Source: the annotation of a GenBank genome assembly